Molecule: messenger RNA, 4076 nt
Organism: Mugil cephalus (flathead mullet)
Lineage: Eukaryota; Metazoa; Chordata; Actinopteri; Mugiliformes; Mugilidae
Gene: kcnq2b
Product: potassium voltage-gated channel subfamily KQT member 2
Exons: 19
Coding region: 333-3035 (900 amino acids)
Biological process (GO): potassium ion transport; transmembrane transport
Cellular component (GO): membrane
Molecular function (GO): voltage-gated potassium channel activity
Source: RefSeq, a predicted model, not a curated record
CCGGAUAAUCGGUGGUUUCUGAUGAGGCUGAUCGUGGUUCCCAUGGUUACCAUGAUCGGCUGAUUACCUCUUUGUUAACCUCUGAUCAAUAACCUAUUUUUGACGUCAUUCUGCUUCCGUUAUUUGCGGGAAGUCGAUAAAAAAACAACCUCCGACCAGCCAAUCCGCAUCUCUCUGCGGGUUUAUUUCCUCCCUCUAUCCAUCCUCUAUCCUCCAUUCUUCCUCCUCCUCAUCAUCCCUCUCCUCCUCCGCUGCACCGAUGCUCUCAUCGGGCCUGUCCCGACUCGGAGCUCCGUCCGCCCGCUGGCUUUAAAUCGGUACGUCGGUGCGUCAUGGUGCAGAAAUCCCGGAACGGCGGGGUGUUCCCCGGAGCGCAGGCCGACCAGAAGAAGCUGAAGGUCGGCUUUGUGGGUCUGGAGGCCGGAGGGACGGAGUCCAGCCGGGACGGAGCUCUGCUCAUAGCAGGUGGGGACGAGGGUCCUCGGCGACAGCGCAGCAGCGUCUCUGGAGGAAAGAAACCUCCCAAAAGAAAUGCUCUGUAUAGACGCCUGCAGAACUUCCUGUACAACGUCCUGGAGAGACCCAGAGGAUGGGCCUUCAUCUACCACGCCUACGUGUUUCUGCUGGUGUUCUCCUGCCUGGUUCUGUCUGUGUUCUCCACCAUCAAAGAGUAUGAGAAGAGUUCAGAGGACGCCCUCUACAUCCUGGAGGUGGUGACCAUUGUGGUGUUCGGGGUGGAGUACAUGGUGAGGAUCUGGGCUGCAGGCUGUUGUUGUCGGUACAGAGGAUGGAGAGGACGACUCAAGUUUGCCAGGAAACCGUUCUGUGUCAUCGACAUCAUGGUGCUGAUCGCGUCCAUCUCUGUGCUGGCUGCCGGGACUCAGGGAAACGUCUUCGCCACAUCUGCCAUCAGGUCUCUUCGAUUCCUUCAGAUCCUCAGGAUGAUUCGAAUGGACCGACGAGGAGGAACCUGGAAACUGCUGGGAUCAGUGGUUUACGCCCACAGCAAGGAGUUGAUCACAGCCUGGUACAUUGGCUUCCUGUGUCUCAUUUUAGCCAGUUUCCUUGUGUAUCUGGCUGAGAAAGAAGAUAAUGAACAGUUUGAGACGUACGCUGAUGCCCUCUGGUGGGGACUGAUCACCUUGACAACCAUCGGUUAUGGAGACAAGUUCCCCAUCACCUGGAAUGGACGUCUGCUGGCUGCAACUUUCACUCUCAUUGGAGUUUCUUUCUUCGCUUUGCCAGCUGGCAUCCUAGGCUCUGGUUUUGCUUUGAAGGUUCAGGAGCAACACCGGCAGAAACAUUUUGAGAAGAGACGAAACCCAGCAGCUGGACUCAUCCAGGCUGCCUGGAGGGUUUAUGCCACAAAUCUGAGUCGAACCGAUUUGACGUCUACCUGGGAUUAUUAUGAGAGGACGGUGUCUGUCCCCAUGUACAGGCUGAUUCCUCCUCUCAACCAGUUGGACUUAUUGAGGAACCUCAAGAACAAAUCUGGACUCUCCUUCAGGAAGGACGUCCAGCCUGAACCGUCUCCCAGUCAGAAAGUCAGUCUGAAAGAAAGAGUCUUCUCAUCUCCACGGAGUUCAGGAACCAAAGGGAAAGGUUCUCCUCAACAUAUGGUUCCUACGGUUGGGCCUGGUAUUGCUUCUGGAGUGGGUCCUGGUGUAGUUCCUGGAGGUCCUGGGGGGACAGGGGGGGUCCAAGCCUUGCGCCGGUCCCCCAGCAUGGAGCCCAGUCUGGAAGAAAGUCCCAGCAAAGUUCCAAAGAGUUGGAGCUUUGGAGAACGCAGCAGAACAAGACAAGCCUUCAGGAUCCGAGGAGCUGCCUCCCGCCAGAACUCUGAAGUGCUGAUAGAGAUGCAGGACGAAGAGUUCAGGCAGAAGAGCUCCCCAGAUGCCAGCCUGCCGGGAGAAGACAUGGCCGACGACAACAAGAGCUGCCACUGUGAGUUUGUUCCUCAGGAUCUAACCCCAGGGUUAAAGGUCACCAUCAGAGCCAUCUGCAUCAUGCGCUUCAUGGUAUCUAAGAGGAAGUUUAAAGAGAGUCUUCGUCCCUAUGAUGUCAUGGAUGUGAUCGAACAAUAUUCAGCUGGACACUUGGACAUGCUCGCCCGCAUCAAGAAUCUCCAGUCAAGGGUGGAUCAAAUAGUUGGAAGAGGAACUCCCGUUGCUGACAAGGACCGUCCCAAAGCAGCCAGUGAGGAGCUACCUGAGGACCCGAGCAUGAUGGGGCGGCUGGGGAAGGUGGAGAAGCAGGUUCUGUCCAUGGAGAGGAAGUUGGACUUUCUGGUAAACAUCUACAUCCAAAGAAUGGGAAUCCCUCAGGCUGAGACUGACGCCUACUUUGGAUCCAAGGAACCGGACCCAGCACCACCUUACCACAGUCCAGUGGAUCACCUGGAAAAGAGCCAGUCCAUCUCCAAAAUCUUGCAGGUGCUGCCUGGCGACCACAUAGACAAGACCCGGUCCGUGACCAAGAUGGUCCGAUCGAGCAGUUCUACAGGACACAAGAGCUGCAAUGCCCCUACCUGCCCACCCUCCACCUCCUGGCAGCCUAUCAGCUCCCAGCUACACCAGCAUGCCCCGCCUCAUCCACAGCGUAGCCAUGGUAACACUCCAAGCCCCAUAGGCGAUGGAUCACUGGUUCGACUCCCGCCCCCUCCGCCUGGAGAGAGACAUGGUGGAAACCGAUCAAACCGACACAGUACCGGAGAGCGCCCGGAGAGAGGAGGAGGGGCAGGAGGUGCAGGAGACGGAGGAUCCAGUGAGACUGGGGGAGGAGGGGAAGAGGUGAAGCCUGACAGUGACACCUCCAUCUCGAUCCCGUCGGUCGACCAUGAGGAGCUGGAGCGCUCCUUCAGCGGAUUCUCCAUCUCUCAGUCCAGAGAGAACCUGGAUUUCCUCAACAACAGCUUCUACUCCUCCACCCGCUGCGCCACCGUCCGACCAUACAUCGCUGAGGGGGAGUCGGACUCGGACUCCGAGCUUUGUGCCCCUUCACCUCACUCAGACCAGGCCUGGACCGGAACCAAGUAGGCAGGUGACUCAGAAACUUUAUAUACCAGCUAGAGGUUCACAGUGAAGCAUCAUGGGAACUGACGGCACUCAGCAGCCGGUGUCUGAUUAAUGUGAAUGUUGAACGUGUUCAGCAAAUGUUUGUCCUCAGCCUCAUCGGUCCACAGCUGAUUGGUUGCUCCUUUCUGUCACUUCAUCCCCUGAAUGCAUUAUUUUUAGGUCCGGUCUGUUUAAGACCUCCCUCCUGAAAACCCAGGUCUGCGCGAAUUGGUCGGCCCUUUGUGGUCGCAUCAAUCAGUAACUAUUAAUCUGAUUUCUAAUAUUUAUACAUGCUUUCAAACAUUUCUGUCAUUUGUGUUGUGGUUGAACUGUCUCUCGGUUUUAUCAUCGACCUCCGCAGAACGAAGUGAGAGACGCUUCACCAACGUUUCCUGGGACGGGUCAGGAUAAGACAAACAUUUAUUUGAACACAAAACCUGCUGCUCACCAAAAAUGAGUCAACUUUGUGCAGAUCUGUGAUGUCUGAUUGUAUUAAUUAUGAAUAGUACUAAUUAAGAGCCUUUAAUCACAGGAAAACCCUUGUCACUCAAGUUGAAUCUAAAACCAAACGUCUUACUAGAUUCAGCUGAGGGCAGCAAGACGAAGAAUACUCGUGGUUUUCAUUGACUCACUGUAGUGACAUCAUCAGUUAGCUUAGCAUUUAGCACAGCACUCUGGAUUAAAUGGUAAUGAAACUGUUGGAGAAGAUCAUAAAGGGCCAGAAGUGAAAGUAUUAACAGGUGCUAUCUUACACCAGUGACGUGGUUUAAUCUGAUAAACAGCUGACUAGCUGCGACUCGGACGGACGUGGACAACAACAAACAGAAACACCUUGUUUACAUCAUCACUCCUUAAAACAUUACUGUGUAUAUAUGACAUCAUCAUCUGUUUGUUUUCUAAUUCUUCUGUAAAAGCUCAUUACAAACUCAAUUAGAGGAAUGCUGUAACAUAUAACAAGGAUAUUUAUUAAUUCACAGGGGCAGUUUGUUUUAUGUCUUGAAUAAACUUCAUUGUUUACAUGGA